This is a messenger RNA of Colletotrichum karsti, 1488 nucleotides long. RefSeq names its product serine threonine-protein kinase bur-1. Gene Ontology annotation, cellular component: nucleus. Gene Ontology annotation, molecular function: ATP binding; cyclin-dependent protein serine/threonine kinase activity. The record is from RefSeq and is a predicted model, not a curated record. NCBI's taxonomy places the organism in Eukaryota, Fungi, Ascomycota, Sordariomycetes, Glomerellales, Glomerellaceae. Gene Ontology annotation, biological process: protein phosphorylation. Bases 1 to 1488 code for a protein of 495 amino acids. The transcript has 6 exons.
AUGGAGUCCAGCGCGCCUAACAGCAGCGCUUCGCCUCGCACUUUUGCGAUCAAGCAUCAACGACCAAGAACAAGCUUCGUGGGAUGUUCGCGAAUCACAGAUUACAAACUCCUCGGCAAGCUGGGCGAGGGUACUUUUGGCGAGGUACACCGCGCAGAGUCCUUGAAGACGGGCGCACAGGUCGCACUCAAGAAGAUUAUUAUGCACCACGAGAAGGAUGGGUUCCCCAUCACGGCUCUGCGAGAAAUCAAACUCCUCAAGCUUCUUUCCCACAAGAACGUCCUGGAGCUGGUUGACAUGGCCGUCGAACAUCCUCAAAGAGCCAGUGACAAGCGUAAGAGGCCAAUCAUGUACAUGGCUACGCCCUACAUGGACCACGACUUGUCUGGUCUGCUCGACAACCCGUCAGUCACCUUCACCGAGCCUCAAAUCAAAUGCUACAUGCUGCAGCUCCUAGAAGGACUGCGAUACCUACACGACAACCACAUCCUCCAUCGAGAUAUGAAGGCUGCCAACCUUCUCAUCAACAACAAAGGCAUCCUCCAGAUUGCCGACUUUGGGCUGGCCCGACACUACGAGGGAUCUACACCUACGCCAGGACACGGUGCCGGCGAUGGAAAGAGGGAAUACACCGGGCUAGUCGUUACUCGAUGGUACAGACCUCCGGAAUUGCUGCUUCACCUGAAGAAGUACACGACUGCCAUUGACGUUUGGGGCGUCGGCUGCGUCUUUGGCGAAAUGUUGGUUGGUAAGCCUAUUCUGGCAGGCGAAAGUGACAGCCACCAGCUCGAGAUCAUCUGGGAUCUGGUGGGAUCACCCACUCCCGAGAACAUGCCUUUGUUCAAUACUCUCCCCGGCUCCGAGGCUGUUGCACCGCGCGCGAGGCCCGGCAGCCUUUCCACCAGAUUCAGGGAGUAUGGUUCAGGUGCGAUAUCUCUGCUUAAGGAGCUUCUCAAGCUCGACUGGAGAAGCCGUAUCAACGCCGCGGAUGCUCUCAACCAUCCUUACUUCAAAAUGGCCCCUAUGCCGGCCAAUCCAGACGACCUACCGACCUUCGAAGAUAGUCACGAACUGGACAGGCGUAAGUUCCACGAUCGCAAGGCGGCCCUCCCACCAGCUCCGAAGGGCGGAACAGUGGGCAUAGGGCCGGACGCACAUGGCGCGAACGCCGGGUUCAACAAUGCCGACGCCUACUCGAACCGUAAUGGUGUGAACGGCAAUCGCCAUCCGAACGUUCCUGGAGGCCAUCGGAAUGGCGACGAGCGCAGACCAGCAUGGCAGCGCGAACGUGGAGAGCAGAUAGGCGACCUCGAAGUCGGGGAGGAAGAGGACCGGAUGUGGACACAUACAUUCCGAGCUAUAGGGACGAUGGUCCGCGACACAGGGACGAACGGCCUCCGCGUGACCGUCGCCGUAAUAGUAGAGACGAGCGGUGGCAUGAUCGGGACUGGGACCGUCGGACGAGGAGCCGCAGCCGGUCCCCGAUGA